AUGGGAGCCUGCGUUGCUAUGAUACUAAAUUUAUUUCUGGCACUUUUACUUGCAUCAUUUGGCUCAAGUGUUUUAACUGAAAAAGAAGAUGAUGAAGAAGAAAAUAAAAUUGCUGAAGCACUUAAUCGUAUUCAACGAUUUAUUGAUUUUCUAAUUACAUUUAUUUUACGUUUGUUUCAUCGAAAGAAACAAAUAUUAAAGGAUAUUAAUAAUAUUGUAGUUGAUAAUCAAUUAUUAUCAACUACAAAAGAAUCAACUAAUAAUCUUACUUUACAAACAUUAUAUCAAUCAGAAGAUUUGAAUAUUUCAGUAGUUUUAAAUAAUGAUUCAUUAAUAAAACAUGAUAAUAUUGAAAUACAACCAAUGAAUAAUAAUUCUAUAUCUCCUUCUCCAUGGCAAAUUCUUCAUAUACCACCAGAUUGUUUUCCUAAUAUAAUAUCAAAACAUUUUAUUUGUUGUGAUAAAUAUAUUUCAAAAUCUAUUCAAGAACAAUGGACAUAUUUUCGUAGUUUAAUUUAUUAUAUUGUUGAACAUCAAUAUUUUGAAUAUCUUAUUAUUAUUAGUAUAUUAGCUAGUAGUACAACUUUAGCUUUAGAAGAUGUCAAUACACGGCAACAACCAAAAUUUUUAUUUAUUUUAACUAUAUUUGAUAAAAUUUUUACAGUUAUUUUUACAAUUGAAUUAAUAUUAAAAUGGUUUGCUUAUGGUAUAACAAAUUAUUUUACAAAUGGUUGGAAUAAAUUAGAUUUUAUUAUUGUUAUUGUUAGUAUACUUGGAACUAUUCUUGAUUUACUUGGUAUAGCUGAUAUUCCAAUAUUUAAAUCAAUGAGAACAUUAAGAGCUUUACGUCCAUUAAAAGCACUAUCAAGAUUUGAAGGAAUUCGAAUUGUUGUUAAUGCAUUAUUUGGUGCUAUACCAUCAAUAUUUAAUGUUUUACUUGUUUGUCUUGUAUUUUGGUUAAUAUUUUCAAUAAUGGGUGUACAAUUAUUUGGUGGAAAAUUUUAUAAAUGUGUUUAUGUUGAUACACAUAAUCGUGUUAAUAUAUCAGAAAAUAUUAAAAAUAAAAUUGAUUGUUUAAAUAGAAAUUUUACAUGGGAAAAUUCACGAAUUAAUUUUGAUAAUGUUCUUAUUGGUUAUUUAGCUUUAUUUCAAGUUGCAACUUUCAAAGGUUGGAUUGAAAUCAUAUCUGAUGCAACUGAUGCUAAAGACAUAGAUAUCCAACCUGAAUAUGAAACUAAUGUUUAUAUUCUUCUUUAUUUUGUUUUCUUUAUUAUAUUUGGUUCAUUUUUUACUCUCAAUUUAUUUACUGGUGUUGUUAUCGAUAAUUUUAAUCAACAAAAACGAAUGUUAAGUUUUCUUAUUCAUAAAAUAAUAUACAACAAAAAAAUAUUAGGAGCUGAUGGUACAUUAGACAUGUUUAUGACAGAAGAUCAAAAAAAAUAUUAUAAUGCUAUGAAAAAAAUGGGUAGUAAAAAACCGACUAAAGCAUUACCAAGACCGAGAUUUGCUCUUGGACGAUUUCUUUUUGAUGUAACAACAAAUCAAAAAUUUGAUAUAUUUAUAAUGAUAUGUAUUUUUCUUAAUAUGGUUUGUAUGUGUCUUGAACAUCAUAAUCAAAGUUAUAUUUAUGAUCUUGUUCUUGAUUAUAUUAAUACUUUAUUUGUCAUUAUAUUUACUAUUGAAUGUAUCAUGAAAUUAAUUGCAUUAAAUUUUAAAUAUUUUACUAUUCCAUGGAAUGUAUUUGAUUUUAUUAUUGUAGUUGCAUCUGUUCUUGGACAAGCAUUAGGAGAAAUUAUGGCACAAUUUGUGGUGAAUCCAACAUUAUUACGUGUUGUUCGUGUUGCACGUGUUGGAAGAAUCUUGCGUCUUGUAAAAGGUGCAAAAGGUAUUCGAACAUUACUUUUUGCAUUAGCUGUUUCAAUGCCUGCUUUAUUUAAUAUUGGUCUUCUUCUUUUUCUUGUUAUGUUUAUUUAUUCAAUAUUUGGUAUGUCAUUUUUUGCUUAUGUAAGAAAAUCAGCUGGUAUAACAGAUUUAUUUAACUUUGAAACAUUUCCUAAUUCAAUGAUUGUACUUUUUCAAAUGUGUACCACUGCUGGUUGGUCUGGUGUUUUUCAAGCAUUAACAAAUGAUCAACCACCAGAUUGUGAUCCAACUUUAAAUACACCAUCACAUAAAGGUGAUUGUGGUAAUUUAGCUAUUGCAACACCAUUUCUUGUCAGUUAUGUUAUAAUUACUUCUCUUAUUGUGAUAAACAUGUAUAUUGCAGUAAUAUUAGAAAACUUUAAUCAAGCGCAAGAAGAUGUACAACAAGGCUUAACCGAUGAUGACUAUGAUAUGUAUUAUGAAAAAUGGCAACGAUUUGAUCCAUCAGGUUCACAAUUCAUAAAAUAUGAUCAAUUAUCAGAUUUUGUUGAUGAUCUCGAACCACCAUUACGUAUUUCUAAACCAAAUCAUUUAAUACUUGUUCGUAUGAAUUUACCAAUAUGUGAAUAUGAUCGUAUGCAUUGUGUUGAUAUACUUGAUGGUCUCACAAAAUAUUUUCUUGGUACACUUGAUACAGAGAUAGCAAGUAAUGAAAUUGAUGCACCAAUUGAUAUAAAAAAAGAUCGUCCUAAACAUUAUCAUCCAAUAUCAACAACAAUACAACGACAACGUGAACUUUAUCUAAUUCGUUUAAUCUUAAGACGUUUUCGAAACAAUGUUGAACGACGUCGCAAUGAACGAAAACAUAGAGAAUUAACAUUUGAAUAA
Molecule: messenger RNA, 2751 nt
Organism: Rotaria sordida
Lineage: Eukaryota; Metazoa; Rotifera; Eurotatoria; Philodinida; Philodinidae
Source: the annotation of a GenBank genome assembly